AUAUAUAAACCUGGGGUAGCCGUCCAAUUCCUGCUUCUUGAAUGAAUAGAUGUAGACCAGAAGAAGAAAAAAAACGUCAAACCGAGCACGUCAUAUCAGCCUAAUUGUUGUCCAUCAUGUCUACCAUCAAAACCUCCGUGAUCCUCGAGGCGGGGCCGAAUACUGACAUCUGGAAGAAGCCGCCCACGACGAACAUCUGGACAGCUCCCAUAUCGCACACGUCGUCAGGGCUCCUGAAGGACUUCCAAUCCGCCCGCGUCACCUUCUGGGCGGACUGGCAGGAGCGGUACGACCAAGGCGGCCUCCUGCUAGUGCCGAAGCGGCGGUCCGCAGCGCACGUCUCGCCGCCGGAGCGGUGGAUCAAGACGGGCGUCGAGUACUACCUGGGCGAGCCGCAGCUCAGCACGGUGAGCACGGACCGGUUCGCGGACUGGAGCGUCGCGCGCCUGACGCUCGGGGAGAACGAGCGCGCGCCCGCGGAGGCAGGCGGCGUCACCGUCGAGAUCGCGCGCGAGGCCGACGAGCACGGCAAGAGCCUGUGGGUGUACCGGCUGGUGCUGGACGCGAGCGGCGCCGUCGCCGAGAGGAUCCCCCUGCGGGAGAUCUGCUGGGUGCUCGCGGACGAGGACGAGGCCGGUGGCGAGGAGUGGCUCCUGGACGUCAGCCCGCUGGUGGCUCGGCCGGAGAAAAACGCGACCGACUCGCUCAAGGUCGACUUUAAGACUUUCGAGGUCCAGUGGCGGUCUUGAGGAGAUGGGGAAUGAUGAUGUUCAUAGGGACCUACGAAAGGUAUAUACCUACCUACAUAGGUAGGUAUCUGCUAAAGCGAGAUCAGAUCGACAGUUUGCCUCCUUUAGUCUAAUUACGGCCCGUAUUCGGGGGGAAUGUCGGGGAUGACUACUCCUUAAGAGAGUUUUUGCAGGCCGAAUAUAGAGCCACUCCGGCCACUCCAGUCAAACUUAAGCAAGCCUCAAUGGACCGUGGCACGUUGCCGUAGUGACUAGGUAGCUUGCAGCUCUUGUGAUGUCCCAAACACCUGGAGCUGGAUUUUAGGAACUUUGAUAGGAAAAUUCUUGUCGAGAUAGUAAGUAGAGCGAGUGGAUGUUACAUUGAUGGAUGCUACAUUGAUUGACAGUGCCUCUAUUAUUGGCAGACUUGAUUGGGAUAGGUAGCUGCCGAAGAUCGCCACAUUUGUACCUAAUGUAAGGGUAGGGAUUCUAGAUAGAUGCAGGCUAGGUUAGGUACCUACCUCACAUAAAA
Daldinia caldariorum is the source of this 1260-nucleotide messenger RNA. RefSeq lists its product as uncharacterized. The transcript is spliced from 2 exons. The coding region runs from base 117 to 749 and encodes 210 amino acids. NCBI's taxonomy places the organism in Eukaryota, Fungi, Ascomycota, Sordariomycetes, Xylariales, Hypoxylaceae. The record is from RefSeq and is a predicted model, not a curated record.